Symbiodinium necroappetens is the source of this 1227-nucleotide messenger RNA. The record is from the annotation of a GenBank genome assembly. Lineage: Eukaryota; Dinophyceae; Suessiales; Symbiodiniaceae.
GUGGCAGCCUCGCGUGCAAAUGCUGCGCUGACGGCACUGCAUGCCCUUCGCUACGGCCUCUGUGCUGCCGAAUUUCAGGACUGUUACGCGCCUGAUGUGGUGCCGGCGGACUAUGUACUGAGCUUUUGUUCCGUCGCCGAUGCGGCGCUUGCGGAAAUGCGGGUGGAAGAGCGGGGCGGCCACGAGUCGCUUUGCACGGCCAUGCUGGUUCCGGAGGCUCUUGAACGGAUUGUCGAAGCGGUGCGGGCUGCGGUGUUCCUGCCUUUGCCUGCUGCUGCGCAUUCGACGGUACUGUCACCCGUGUUUCUUCCACGCGAGCUGUCUCCAUCGCAGAUUUGCGAUCCACAAACGCUUUCGCUGGGCGCGCUGACGAAUGCAGAGCUCCAAGGUCCGGCAAACGUCGAUUUUCGAGGAUUGAGGGUGCCGCAGCUCUCCAUGGAAUCCAUCCUGAAGCGCAUCAGGUGGAAAAGCAACCAAGAGCUAUCACGCUGGGUUGUCAAUCUCGGUGCAUAUGAUGGGAAAUGUGGUCGUGGUACUGAGUGCUACGAUCCGGCGAACUGCCUGGUCGAAGAGCAGCACUUCCAUGGUCUGCUUCUUGAGGGCAAUGCCUCGAUGGCAGAACUCAUGCAUGCCAGGCUUCAUGAUGAACAGUUGCUGAACGAUGUUCGAGUCCGGGCGAUAGCAGUCACUCCGCUCACCGUGGCAGACGUCGUGUUGAGGAAUCUUCCGGUGCGAGAGGUAGACCUCCUCAAGAUCGAUGUCGACAGCAUGCCUCACGACGAGCUUCUUCGCAGGCUCUUGGAGUCAGGGCUGAGGCCCAAGGUCCUACACACUGAAAUCGGCCCCAUGUUUCCUCCGCCUGUCUCCUAUUGGCGCGAGUACGAUGAGAAGGAUCCGCUCGUGUACACCCCGCGACCAGAGCUCGUCGGCCUGAAUCCAUCGCUUGCCAGAGUAGACUCGGUGCUUGCGCCUUUCGGGUAUGAGUUGCUGCAGGUAGAGCUCUAUGACGCUGUCUGGGUGCGGGCAGAAUACUUACCUGCCUUCGGCCAUGUAGGCGAGUACAAUGUCUACGACAAGUGGCUGGUCGGCUCAUUCUGCAACCCUGGCUUCCUCAGAUUUGGCGAGAACUUCAGAUAUGGUCGCUACGACUACCGAGCAUGGGCCGCGCCUGAGCUUCCCUGGGAGGCCAACUCCAACUCGUCUCCCUCCAAGCCUCAUAUAAGAUAA